GCGCGAUCCGAGCGCGCGCGUCCCCGUCUUCCCUCUCGCUAUCGCAUCGUACCCGAUUCCGUAAUUAACAUAAAUUGAAAUUAAUUAAUAGAGCAUUACUGGUGUGUUGUGUGCCCGAACUGGAUUUGAUCGUGCCCUGUGCUACCCUGUGGACUAUUAGAAUAUUUUGCCGGUUUUCAGUGACUGUAUGAUUAUUUAAUAACCGCUCGCCUCUUUAACGUGAAUGGACUUUUAUUGAAAAUUAACUUCAUUUCUUCGAUAUAAGGAUUUAUCUUCUUUACUUUGAGCUCAUGAUCUCAAGUAUCACCACGUUAUAACAUCAAGCUGCCCUGCCCACCAUUAGAUCUCCCGUGGCGUAUACAUGAGAUGUUAUGGGCUCCUGCGUAGCGAAGUGGCGCUGGUGGGUGGUGGUGGCGGCAUGGGCGUGGGGCGCGGCCGCUCGCACGCUCUGCCCCGCGCGCUGCGCCUGCGACGACGCACUGCGCGCCGCCUCCUGCGCCAACGCCAGCCUAGAGAUCGUGCCUAUUCAGCUCAACCCAGAAGCCACGCACAUCAACCUCACUCACAAUGCUAUCGACAACCUUCUCUACACCUUCGGCUUCUACACGCAACUCACUGUCCUCGACAUCUCCUACAACAGAAUUCGAGACUUAGGUAGUAGAAACUUUGAAAACAACAUUGAGAUGACUCAUCUCAAUUUAAGCCAUAAUCGCCUAAGACGAUUAGAUAAGGAAACAUUUAUUGGACUGAAAAGUCUUGUAGACUUAAAUCUAGCCAAUAAUGCAAUAACAAACAUUCACGUGCAGACAUUUAAAGACUUAUCAGCGCUUGAGAGGCUAGAUUUGUCUAGCAAUAAGUUAGUCAAGUUUGAGCCAGAAACCUUCAAGCCAUUGACUUCGCUGAAGAUAAUAACUUUGAAAAAUAAUUCUAUAUUGGACAUACCGUCUGAUAACAUUGCUUUCAUAAUGCAUCUAGAAGUUUUAGAUCUGUCAGACAACUUAAUCGAGCAGGUACCAAAGCACGGUAUACCAUACCUACAGGAAUUGCAGCAUUUAGACCUGAAUAAUAACUUAAUUGAAAGCGUGGAUCAAUUAGGAUUCCACAAUCUGCCGUCAUUGCGGCACCUGGAUUUAAGCGAUAACAAUAUGACAUCAAUCCCAACGUCGGCUCUGUCGAAACUAUCAAACUUGUCCCAUUUAUACCUAAGUGGAAACUUUUUUCAAAAUAUUACGGCGCUUUCAUUUCAAAGUCUCUUCCAUUUAAAACAUUUACACUUGAGCAGACUUUAUGAACUGGAAAGAAUUGACUCAAGAGCCUUUGUGGACAAUAUAAACCUGCAAAAAAUAUGGAUGAAUGAGAAUGUCAAAGUUGGCGAUGUUCCUCCAAGACUGUUCCAUGGAAAUCCAAAAUUGACACACAUUUAUAUGAGAAACAACGCAUUAGUGGCGCUUGAAGCAUCACACUUCCCUAUUGAUAGACUGCAGGAGCUACAAAUUGCUGGAAACCCAUUCGCUUGCAAUUGUUCUCUGUUAUGGCUGUGGAAACUUGGAAGGGAAAGCGAGAUUAGCAGCAGAAAAUCUGGGAACGCCAGUACCAUUCUUAAAAUAGACUAUGAGGAUGUGAAGUGUGCUGCUCCGGCACACUUGAAAGGUGUCCUCUUUGUGCAGAUUCCGGAGUCGGAAUUUGGGUGCUCAAGCGGAUGGGUGAUAGUUGCGGUUGUGGUGCUGACUGUGAGUAUUGUAAUAAGCGUGGUUGGUGGUGUUUUAUACUUCAUGGGACCCUUGAAGAAGUGUAAGGGAGAUAAGUCAAAACAAGUUAUGACGAGUGUCAUGAUGAACGGUGACGUGUCAAAGUUAGGGAAUGGAUUAGGGUAUUCUACUCGUGGUAGGGAGCAGGACACCAAGAGAGACGUAGACAGAUAUCUUAUGAUUGGUUCUUCAGUGAGUAAUAACUUUCAUUCGUUGAAUCCUCCCUGGCAUAGUGUGGACAAGAAUCCAUACUACCAGGAGGAUAGUGAAGAACACAUCUACCAGCAGUUCGCCUAUGAGACGAUCCCUCACCACAGGACGCCAGAGAAACCACACAUAGUGUACGUUUAACAUAAGUUGUGCGCAAAGGACAAUAUCGCGGGUAUAUUUUCUUUGCUAAGUUAUACGAACGAAGUUGUGUACUGUCGUCAGAAUGACGAGGAACAUUGAAUUUGCAAUAAUGUAUAUAGUGAUAUGAAUAAAAUGUAAUAUGUGAUAGCUUUGUAUAUAGACGUGUAAAUAUAUUAUUCAGUGCAGAUAAAGACAUUACUUUAUAGACAUUUUCUAUUUUGUACUUACUCAUUUAGUCAUGUUUAUACCUUGUAUUGAUUGUCACAUUCGCCUGUAUGUAGUGUGGACGUUCAGUUGGUUUAUUUACUAGUUCCUCGAUUAUAUGGGUACUCGAUUAUUGUUAUAAGUGCUUUGUAAAAUUCUCUAAGAUGUUCAAUACUAAAUGAAUAUUAUAUUCAUGUGUAAUAAUAUAGUAAACAUUAUAUAUUUUUCAGAAUUGAAAACACCAAUACUUGAUGAAAACUUUGUACAAAUACGAGCAAUAUAGAAUAAUUUGAAAUGUUAUGUCGUUAAUUUAAUUCGGUACAUUGUUAUAGCAUACUCAUUAGUUGUAUUUAGAGAUGAAACUUUUUGACAGUAAAUGCUAAGAACAUUAAUUACUUAUCUACAUAAAUAAAUAGAUUAUACAAUAAACCAGUUGCUCUGAUGGUAAGGGGUACAAAAUACAGUUUUAUUGGCUUUACAAAAUGAUUUCAAUGGAAAAUUAUUUUAAUAAUAUUCUGUUAAUAGAUGUUCUGAAAUUAAUAUUUUUAUACUUAGUGAAUACGUGAAUGUUGGGUCUAAAAGUUUUCGGCAAAUGUAUUCGGAUUGAAUGCAGCUUUUUCACAUACAAAUUAGAAAACGCUGAGAUAUCAUAUAAAAAUAUUGUUUAUAAACAAAUAUUUGCCUUUUCUUGACUAUGUUAAUUUUAUCAUGUGUGUAUGUUUAAAUUGUAAAAAUAUUAGUUUUAUUACUUUUAAAUUAUUUUGUAAUAUAAUUAAAAUCUUUGUUUGUAGGGAGAAUGCUCUGUAACAUAUUAAAAAUGAUUAUUUUAUAAUAUUUGUAUGCAAACAUUUAUGAGGCAGAAAAUACGUUAGCAAGCGGAAAUGCAGACAAAAAGUUGUUUUGUGUUGAAGAUGGAUCUAGAAAAAAUUGUAGAUGUUUGUUGUUGGUUGGUUACUGCAUUUUCUGCCUCAAAUUGUAGAAGGCUAUACUUGAAGUUUCAGUCUGUGUAUUUAUUUAAAAAACUGAUUUUCGAUUUUAAUAAUCGUCGUUGUCAUACUGAAAGAAAUAAACACACAAGCUGAAAUGACUCGUAUGUUAUACAGUUUAGAGUUCAGAUUACUUCACAAAGGAGAGAUGUGACUGUUA
Molecule: messenger RNA, 3449 nt
Organism: Helicoverpa zea (corn earworm)
Lineage: Eukaryota; Metazoa; Arthropoda; Insecta; Lepidoptera; Noctuidae
Product: leucine-rich repeat-containing G-protein coupled receptor 4-like
Exons: 3
Coding region: 372-2099 (575 amino acids)
Molecular function (GO): protein binding
Source: RefSeq, a predicted model, not a curated record